AUGGAUAACGAAAAUAACGAAAGUGAAAAUUUUCGCUCUGGCUCAUCGGAUGAUGACAAACCUACAUUGGACGUGGAUCUUAAUGCUCUACAACAGCUUGCUUCUAGUCGCUUAAACAGACAUUGUGUUCACACUCGUAGACUAACAAAAGGACUUUAUAAUGAAAUUUAUUUAUUACAAUUCGAGGCUGGACCAGACUGCAUCGCCAGACUCUCAUGUGAUCUAACCCACCCUGCAGCAAAAUUCUCUAGUGAAGUUGCGACUAUGAAGUAUGUCGCUCAAAACACCAGUAUCAAAGUGCCGGAAGUGUAUGAUUGGGAUUGCACCUUGCAUAAUCCCAUAAAAAUCCCUUACAUUCUCAUGGAACGGCUAUCUGGACAACACUUAUAUCGAGUUUGGGAUGAAUUAACGGUUGAAAAAAAGAAGUGUGUUUUAAGCCAAAUUGUCGACACGUUGCUCGAAUUAUGGACGAAAUGCCAGUUUGAAGAGAUCGGAUGUCUUUAUAUGGACUUUAUGACUUCAACUUUUCGAAUAGGACCCAUUGUAGAUCCUGUAUUUUAUACUGAGGGAAGAAAUGCCAUUCCUAGUUUCACCGGCCCUUUUAGAAGCAUGCAGGAAUUAUUUGACGCCUUGAUUGAAAAAGAAAAAAAAUUCUUCGAGAUUCAUGGUGUGCAAGAACUUAUGAAAAGGAAGAAAAUAAAUCAGAUAACGGCAGCAAGUCAAGUGGCAAAUCUAAUAAAACAAAUGGCCUCACUUCAAUCCAAGUUAUUCGAACCUUUUGAUAAAUCGAUAGAUCAAAAACCCUUUGUUCUUGUUCAUGGUGAUUUCGAUGCGCAAAACAUACUCGUUGAGCGUUCAGUUAAUGAUGAAAUCAAAAUUGUAGGUAUUAUUGAUUGGGAGUUUUCUCGUACAGGAACUUUAUGGAAUUUGUGCCAGUAUCCAAUAUGGAUCCAAGGAGUGGAAGAACCGUUCAGAAUUCUUAACGAUUGGGAGUUGCAAGAGAGUCGUGAAAAGCAGAAGCUAAGAGAAUUUUUCCAUGGUGAAAUGGUAGCAAAAUUGGGGAGCAGAAGCGGACAGAUACUGGAAAUGAAAAAACGAGAUUUGAGGAUCAAAAAAUUAGAGGAUAUGUUUACUUAUAUGAUUCACAGUUUCACAUGUUUACGAGGCUUGUUAGAAUCGUUCUUCUAUCGUUACGGGUCAGAGUUAGCAAACGUUCAUUUUGAUGAUCCUAUUAUAGAGUAUUUCUGGGAAGAUAUUAUUAAAGUUCAAAUUCCACCUAAAAGAACUAUUACGUAUUUGUUAUCAAAGGAUAAAUUAUUAUUAAAUAGAAUCAUGGAAGAAGUUCCUAUUGAUUACAUAGCAUCUGUCUAUUACGAACUUAAAUCUAACGGUUAUAAUUUUUCUUGGCAACAAGCUUCUACCAUAGCAUUUCAUAUGUGGAAAAAUGAAAGCAAGGAUGAUCCUGAAUAUUUAUAA
Funneliformis geosporum is the source of this 1476-nucleotide messenger RNA. The record is from the annotation of a GenBank genome assembly. NCBI's taxonomy places the organism in Eukaryota, Fungi, Glomeromycota, Glomeromycetes, Glomerales, Glomeraceae.